AUGGCGUUCAAAAAGCGGCGCAUCUUCGAUUUACGACAGGUUCAGGCACAACAAAUGGCCACCAGUACAACCGCCAGUCGAAGACGCAGUGAUCCCAGUCAAAAUAAUCCACAAAAUCCCAUCCAUCCUGAGCAUCGAUUUAGGAAAAUCGGAGAAUGGUUCUCCGAGAAUAUGCGCAACUACUGCCAGACCACUUCGCUCCAUGGAUUCAGCUACAUCACCCGGCAGGACAUCAGUCGCAAAGAGCGAUGGUUCUGGCUGAUAGUCGUGAUUCUGGCUAUCAUUACCUCCGUUGUCCUGGUCGUGGUGUCCUGGUACUGGAGCCAGGAAACUCCAACGGUGACCGUCAUUGAGAGCUCGCACUUCCCCACCUGGAACAUUCCCUUUCCAGCAGUCACCAUAUGCAAUUUCAACAAGAUAUCCAAGAACAAGGCACUCAGCUUGCUGCAACAAAUGCAACUUCCCGCGGGUGUUAACAAAUCUGAACUCCACAACCUCUUCAAUCUCACACUUUUGCCCGUCGACAGUCUGAUUAGCAACAGUACUCUGGAGAUAUACGAUCGAAUUUUAAGCCUCAACAAUCUAACGCUUACGGGACUCACGCAGCAAUUAUCGCCAGACUGCAUCGAUAUGAUCUCCAGAUGCAUUUGGAAGGGCAUCAAUACGAGAUGUGACAGUCUCUUCCAACGCAUCGAUACCAUGGAGGGGCAGUGCUGCACUUUCAACUACUUUGGCGGCAUUACGAACAAUUUUCCAGAGAAAAUCGCAUAUCAAGUUCCAAAGCGACCUUAUCGCGUCACAGGCUGCGGCUAUCCCACGGGUCUCUCGGUGCUGCUCAAUCCCAUGAUAUCCGACUAUUACGGAACCUUCUUCAGUGGCUAUGGAUUCCGUUUGCUCCUCCACGAUGCCUACAACUUUCCGGAUGAGAACUCGGAGACAAAGGUCGUCACUACGACAAGGGAGAGUUUUGUGAGGAUAAAUCCGGAAUCCACCUACGCCACCAACGAUAUCCGCCGCAUGGAUCUUUCCCUGAGGAACUGCCUCUUUGGCAGCGAGAGGACCAUGCAUGGUCUUAAGAGGUACUCCUUCAUCAACUGCAUGUUUGAGUGCCGGGUGAGGAUGACCAUCGACCUCUGCGGCUGUCUUCCGCCCUAUGUUUUCAAUAACGGCAGCUACCAAGUUUGCGGAGUUCGGGAAACCAACUGCAUGAUUCACAGCAAGAGACUCUUCUCACACGCCCUGGCCAAUUUAAAUUUCUCACUCUCGAUUGUUAGAGAUACAGAAAGCUUUCCCUGCGGUUGUCUACCGGAUUGCCAGUCAAAUCAUUAUGUUUCUGAGAGCACUACGGGCCGGCUGGAUAUGAGUUACUUUGCCAAUCGUCCAACGUACAGCAAUGCCACGGACAAUAUACUGCUGCAUGUAUUUUUCAGCGAUCUAAUGAGCACCAGAUAUCGCACGGACAUCUUUCAGAACUGGCUAUCCGCCCUCGCUUCCUUUGGCGGUUUACUCGGUCUAAUUAUGGGAUUCAGCAUAGUGACGGCCUUUGAGUUCCUCUACUUCCUCACAUUUAGGCCCGUUUUCAACUACAUCAACCGGGCGGAAUAG
Molecule: messenger RNA, 1605 nt
Organism: Drosophila takahashii
Lineage: Eukaryota; Metazoa; Arthropoda; Insecta; Diptera; Drosophilidae
Gene: ppk16
Product: pickpocket 16
Biological process (GO): sodium ion transmembrane transport
Cellular component (GO): plasma membrane
Molecular function (GO): ligand-gated sodium channel activity
Source: RefSeq, a predicted model, not a curated record